Molecule: messenger RNA, 4658 nt
Organism: Electrophorus electricus (electric eel)
Lineage: Eukaryota; Metazoa; Chordata; Actinopteri; Gymnotiformes; Gymnotidae
Gene: aff3
Product: AF4/FMR2 family, member 3
Biological process (GO): regulation of gene expression
Cellular component (GO): nucleus; super elongation complex
Source: RefSeq, a predicted model, not a curated record
GGAAGCUGGAUAUGCGCAUGAGUCGAAAAGCGGUCGGAGGAAGAAGAAUCUGACGAAGUCGCUGAGGGUACUGCGACUGCAUGAAUGAUAGACAACUGUCAACCACUACAGAGUUUCAUCAGUUUUGGUGUAACCGUUGUCCUGUGAAGGUUUCCUGGUUCACCCGGUCUGUAGGACAUGACCCACUCCUGGCCUUCCCAGCAGGCUCCGGGGGGAGGGGGAACUGAACGGUUCUUGUAUUCCGACUCAAAGCAGGAGAAGAAGCGGCCCACCUCUCAGCACAGACAUGUGAGGGAGGACGCCUCUGUGAGGAUGCCUCGCAUGGCACCUCAGAAAUCAAUGCUUGCUGAUGACCUGAAGCUCAGCAGUGACGAGGAUGAAGGCAACAAGGGGCCUCAACAAACCACUUCCUGGACUGAAAAUCAUAACCUGGCGGGACAGAGGGCAUACACACAUAGCGGGAGGGUGAGACAUUCCACCUCGGGUUCCUCGGCGUCGGACUCUUCCAGUGAGUCAGAGAGCAGCGGCCGAUGUUCACGCAGCCCGAGCCCCGGAGAACAGCCCCGGUCUGGGUCACCCUGCCAGCCACCCACCCUGGCCCCCGGCAGACAGGACCCAUCAGUCACACACUGGCAGCUAGACAAGUGGUUCGAGAAAGUUCGCAAGAACCGUCCGUCAGUCGAUCGCGAGCUCAGAGGCGGUCCGAGUUCCAGUGCCGCCUUCCGGUCCAGCCCAGGCCUGUCUCCCGGGAGAUACUGGGAGCGUGAUCCGAGCCUGGGGUCCAGACAGGACUACAGCCCUAGAUACAGUCCUGUGCCCAGCCCUCAGUUUGACUACAGACAGAGUCCUUACUCCAGUCCAGGGUACAGCACAUGCCCAAGCCCCGGAAACAGCCCCGGAAACAGCCCCGUGCCAAGUGUUUGCCCCAGCCCUGGUGCCAGCCCGCAGGGGAACCGUAGUCCAAGCCCUCUGCCCCUUCACCCACCCAAAAGCCCCAGCCUCGCCCCUGCCUCUGCCUCUCCCAGGCUCACCUCCUGUCACCGGGGUCCCGCUCACCGGGAAACCCCCAGGCCUCCGGCACGGCCUACUCUCGCCUCCGGUCCCGCGUGUCGGCCUAAGGCGAGGCCGUGUCCGGACCACAGGGCGCAGCGUAUUAAUGAGCCAAGGCCCAAAGAUUCCAGACCGCCUGCUUUUCCCAAGCACCACGCCAAGCACAGCUCCGCUCACAGCGAGACUCCACACCGGCCCAAAGGCCCGAGCAGAACCAGAUCCAGUCCGGCGCCAAAUUCCAGUCCAAGGCAUCGGACGGGGUACAGUUCCGGGCCAAGCCCGAAAGCAAAAUCCGGGCAUCCGUCCUCCGCCGCCCCCAGCACCCAGCGCAGCCACACACACGCCGAUGCUAAGAGCAAAUUCGGUUUAAACGCCAAGCCGAAACAUAGCUCCACCCCCAAACCCAAGCACGCCGCCCCCGGCGAGACGAGCAGUCGCCCCGCCCACGGGCCUGACCCAGACGCCGCAGACCGGCCUCUGUCCAAGCCAGCAUCAAGACGGACUCCCAGCCCGAAGCCGAAGGGUAAGACCAGAGAGGUCCCUGCGCCCGUCCUCGGGCCCUUUCAGAAGGAACCGAAGGCCAGAGAGAGGGGGCAGGCCCAGGGUGCAGCCCCGGUCCGAGUCGCUGAGGCCCAGAGGCGGGGGAGACUGGCGGAGGAGCAGCUCGUAAACCAGCGCCGGGUCCGGAGCUCUGCGGGGGAGGACGAGGAGGAGGAGAGGACGAGGAAGAAGAGGAAGAAGGGGCAUCAUGUGGAGUGGCGAGCGGUACAGCCCAAGCAGAGACCCCACACUAACAGCCAGCACCACCCCCGCGAGCGCGGCCGACCUGAGUGGGCGGAGCCCAGAGAAAGGAAGAGGAGGCGGAGCUGCGAGGAAAGCUCCUCCCACCCCGGAGCCGUAGGUUCCAACCCUUCUCCGCCUCUCUCACCACCCAACCCGGCGCUCGCGGUCACUCGCAGAUCUUCCUCCUCCUCCUCCUCGUCCUCGUCCUCCCCCUCGUCCUCUUCCUCAGAGUCUUCCUCGGAGUCUGACUCCGAGCCUGGCCCGCCCCCGAACGUCGCCAAGGUCCCCGCGGACUCCACAUCCAGCCGGAGGCCCAUUUCGAAGCGGAGGCCUCCGGCGCCUAGCGGGCCCGCGGAGUCCGGAGCGUGCGCGGCCCACCACGCCGGGCCCGACGAUCCGUCCCCGGCGAAAGGGCAGCAGCAUCGGGGAAAACACAGACUCUACACCCUGGUGCCGUUCGGCCGGACAGAGCAGUCUAGCAAAGUCUCGCACAGAGGCCUGAGGGAUCUGGUUGUGAAGAUAGACCUCGCUCUCCUGACCAGAGUGCCUAGCACGAGCGAGGUUCCCCAGAGAAGGCUCUCGUCAUCAUCAUCGACUUCUUCAUCGUCUAAAACUAAAGAAAAAACACCCAUGAGAAACCAGUACCACCGUGAGCCAGCAGAGGCCAGGGCUAAACGUAAGGCUGAAAACGGAGAGGCUCCGAGAGACAGCAAGAGAAGCCUUCUUCACGCGGACAAGGCCUCGUCUGGUUCUCACGCCGACGGCAGCGAGAAUAAGGAGAGCCACGGCAACGACCCACAGAACGGACAUGGCGAGGAUUAUUUUUACACCAAGAGGCCCGUGUCCCCCCUCUCCCCCCCGUCGGCCGUGAAGACGCAGAAUUCCGACCAGCAGCAGGCGCAGCGGGACAGGGAGCCCACCGUGAAAAAAACGCAGGUGCAGAGAUCUCAACCCAAGACAGAGUCAGAGUUUGCUGGCAUGUCAGGAAACACGCAGCCUCCUUCUGGAUCCUGGGUCCCACCAGCGAACCAGCCAGCGACCUCCCGAGGAACCGUGCCUUGCACCGACGUCUCACACCACGUGGAAUACUACAUGCACGAGGCCAAACGACUGAAACAUCGGGCGGACGCCAUGGUGGAUAAGCUGGGGAAAGCCGUCAACUAUGUGGAUGCCGCCCUGUCCUUUAUGGAAUGUGGCAAAGCCAUGGAGGAGAGCCCCCUAGAGGCCAAGUCUCCUUAUGCCAUGUACGCAGAAACCGUGGACCUCAUAAGAUAUGCCAUGAGACUGAAGAGUCACACAGGCCCCGCAGCCAGGCAAGAGGACAAGCAGCUGGCUGUGCUCUGUUUCCGUUGUCUGGCUCUCCUGUACUGGCAAAUGUUCCGGCUGAAGAAGGAGCAUGCGCUGAAAUAUUCCAAAGCACUGCUGGACUACUUUAAGAGUUCUCCAAAAGUGCCUCACACUCAAGCUUCCUGGAAUGAUUCCACAAAGGGAAACGUACUUCCAUCUUGUGCCUCCCCUGUCGGUUUAACGGGACCUCCGUCUGGCUGCUGUUCCGCCUCCCCGUUUAUUAGCAUUCCCCAGCGCAUCCACCAGAUGGCAGCAAACCACCUCAAUAUCACCAACAGCGUGCUCUACAGCUAUGAGUAUUGGGAGGUGGCCGACACCUUGGCCAAGGAAAACAAAGAGUUCUUUAACUAUCUGAACACGUUAACUGGACCCCUGACUCUGCACAGCAGUAUGGCCCAUAUAGUUCAGUACACCAGACAGGGACUGCAGUGGAUUCGAAUCAGCGCCCAUUUGUCUUGACGCCCUUGGCAUGGGGUACCAGGGCUCUACUAUACUACAUGCUGUACUGUACUACACGAUACACUGUAACCUGGACAUUCACCCUGCCAUGGAAUCACUUCAGUUUUUCUAAGCAACCAGCUAUGUAUUCGGACAGAAGUCAUGUGCUCCCACUAUGAGACCUCAGAGACGCUGGCAGACUAGGGGACUAGGUGUGGGUUUGCUGCCUUUUAAGAGCAGACAAGGAGCCUUUUUUCUGUCUGCAAGUUCCUCCCCAGCCAAUAGUUAACUGAGGCAGGUUUGGAUACCAGUUUUACAUUUACAGCAUUUAGCUGACACUUUUAUCCAUAGCAACUUAUAAUUAUGACUGAGUACAACUUGAGCAAUUGAGGGUUAAGGGUCUUGCUCAGGGGCCCAACAUUGGCAACUUGGACAGAGAUCAUGGAACUUAUCAGUGGUCGGGCUUGAACCAGCAAGUCAAGUACCUUAACCACUGAGCUACCACUGCCUUAAUCCCUUAGCUAGGAAUCAAACCCAGGUUAACUGCUUGGAAGGCAGCUAUGCUCCCCACUAUAGCACCAACACAACCAGCAUUCAUGCAAGUCUCAAACAGCAGACCUUGAUUUCUUUAACCUUCUAGAGUAUGCACAUUUGACUAAACUUUGACUAGGCCUCUAUGAUGAAGGUGGGAAUUCUGUAUUUAAGUUGAGUCCAUUAAGAAUGUGAGGAUAUCUGUGAGGAUUUCUCUACUUUUUGUACAUUAUUUGCCAAAUGUGCCACAUUUUUAUACAGCAUCUGAUUUCAAAUAUCUUUCUACCAUUUUAAUACUUUGUAUAUUUAAAAAACGGGAACUGGUGUGGCUUUUAACAGUGACUUGUAGUUCUCGAAAAAUGCCAGAAGAAUAAUGUGAAGACACUCCUUAUCUUUGUGGGUUUUUUUUAUUUUAUUUGUGCAUUUUUGACACAUUUAAAAGCUUUGUAAACGUGGUUGGUGUGUAUUUUUUAAAACUGAAUUUUUAUAAAGAUUUUUGUGCAAUAAUA